This is a messenger RNA of Penaeus chinensis, 1718 nucleotides long. RefSeq lists its product as uncharacterized. The record is from RefSeq and is a predicted model, not a curated record. Lineage: Eukaryota; Metazoa; Arthropoda; Malacostraca; Decapoda; Penaeidae. The coding region runs from base 1 to 906 and encodes 301 amino acids. The transcript is spliced from 5 exons.
AUGAACUCUGACAUGACAACACGAAUCUCACGGAGACGCAGCGUGUGUCAGAGGCCCCCACAUUGGGCGUCUUGCCGUUUGCUUGGUCAUCCCUAUGUGCGUGCUCUGAGUCAGUGGAACCCAGCUAUUUCCAGCAGAACAGUUCCUUGUCCAAGAAGCUACAAGCUUCCCAAGGCGCGAAGGCAAGGCACCGCGGCUGCUGCGAUGGCCGGCUGGCGGAGGCUGAUCGUGGCGGCGCUCCUGCAGCUGGCCUUUUCACGAGUCCUUCCUACAGAGAAUUGCUAUGAAAAAGGGAAACUAUCAAAAGGAAGUGGAUAUUUCAACUGUUCAAAGCCACGUCUGAACUUCAGUGACACUCCAAGUAUCCUCACAAUGGACUUUCGUAACAGAAACCAAAAUAAUGUAUUCAGUCUGUCACUCAACAGAACAGCCGAUGCCUUCCACCUCAUUACUCUGAAAGGAAGGGAAACAAUUAACAGCACGCAAAUUGAUUUACGAGACUCUUCAAGUAAACUCCAACUAAACAUCGACCGCUCAAGUGUGCGCGCAAAGACACACGGAACAUGGCGGAAGCUGGACAUUCCGAAGACAGACGAGAUCUUCUCCUUGUACUUUCGAGGAGUCCCUCCCAACCCUGCUCUCUGCAUCACGUGCUACGGAGAAGACAUCUGGCAAAACGGACGAGACGCUUAUCAGAGCACUGAACAAGGCGUCGUUCAAUCCAUCCAGAGCACUGAACAAGGCGUCGUUGAAACCACUCAGAGCACUGAACAAGGCGUCGUUGAAACCACUGAACAAAGCAUGACGCAAUCCCCUGGGGCCACGGAACAAAGCGAGACAGGAAUUAUGCAGUGGUUGUCUCUCUUGCUGGCAAUGAUAGUUUUUCAUGUCAUCUUUAUCAUCUAACACAUACGAAAACUCAGGAAUCAAGCAUGAAAACGAAUGAAUUGACUUGCUUGGAUGGAAUUCCAUGAAGCACAAAGGAACUAAGAGAUCCGUAUGUGGAUGCUCCCAUCUUCAGGUGAAGAGAAAAUAUAAAGCCAGUGACAAAUUGCUCAUAGGACAAUAACACAAACUAUUGCUGAAAACUACGGAUGGCUAAACCUGUGCAGUUUGGAAUCAAUCGUUUCGUACAUUUAUUCCACUGGAAAAUCUUUUGUAUGGAAAAUUAGUCAUGUUUAUGAUGAUGAAUUUAUAUGUUGAUUUUAUCUAUACAAUUGACCAAAUCAAUUUUGACUGCAGAGAUCUUGGAUAUUAUGCUGUUAUAUAAGUUUACACAUGUAGUUCAAAUAAUAUAAAAAAUAAUAAUUUGGGUCACAUUUAUAAAAAUCCUUCCCAUCUGCUCCUUAUUUCAUUUGAAAGUGUGUGGCAUUGAUUUGAUUUGCUCUACUAUUCCUUUUAAAUGAUUUUCAGAGAGAAAGACAAAUAUGCAAACGGUCAAAAGUUUUCUAUAAAACAAAAAUUUUGCAUGUGGAUUGUGUAUUUCUGUCUCUUUUCUUCUUUUUGCAUAUAUUGUAUUUGAAUUCUGGGAAACUAGAACUGAUGGUUGUAUUUUCUCAAAUGUAGCCUGUAGGAAGAAGUACGUUUCUUAUCAAAAUGCUUGUUAUGUGUAUUUACAUUAUGUUGUUGGUUCAGUUUUACUUCAUAUAAUGCUGUAAACCACACAUAGUUUUGUCUAGUGUGUGAACCAUUCUUUAUGAUUGUAACAGUAUAGACGA